UGGUCCCCCGGCCCCGGGCCCGCAGCGCCAUCGCCUGCACUGACCAGGCCUCGCCAUCCUGACCCCCCGCAGGCCGGGCCUCACUCACCCCGCCGGGCUCAGGUGACCGGCCGGCCUUCGGGCGCACCUGGCGCCGGCCCCUGACCCCGCCCCGGGCUGGGCCCGCACCCCGGGCCGCCCUCUCGGAGGCGGCGGCACAGUAGGGCCAUGGCGGCAGCGCCGGCGGUGGGUGCGGUGCAGGGCUCGGCGGCGGGACCCCCGGCGGCCCCGGUUGGCGCGUCGGGGCCCGCGCUAGGGCUGGGGCGCUGCCGCGCGGCGCUACUACUAGCGGUGGCGCUGGACGUGGCGGGCAUGGCGGCGCUGCUGACCGGCGUGUUCGCGCAGCUGCAGGUGCGCGGCCGCGACUUCGGGGACCUGUUCAUCUACUCGGGCGCGCUGCUGGUCUUCCUCAGCCUGCUGGGCUGGAUCCUCUGGUACACCGGCAACAUCGAGAUCUCCCGCCAGGAGCUGGAGCGCGACUACGGCCUGCGGCCCUCCGCCCUCGCCCGCCUGGCGCGCAAGCUCUCCCGCCGCUGGUCGGCGCCCGCCCCGGCCUCUGGCCCGCGCCCCCUGCCCGGAGCCCACGGGCCGCGCCGCGCCGCCCGCGCGUCCCCGCUGCCCGCCGCCAACUCCCGUCGCGUGCGCCUGCAGCUCGCCGCGCUCGAGGCCGGGCCGGGGCCGGCAGGAGCCGGGCCUGAGUGAGCCCCAGGUGACCUCACGCCCCACCUGGCGGGACCAGAUCGAGCUGUGCACCAUCCAGCGACCCAUACACCCCAGCCCCUGCUCCCCGAUAAACAAUUCCUGUCACAGCG
Sorex fumeus (smoky shrew) is the source of this 851-nucleotide messenger RNA. It is a transcript of the gene TMEM238, whose product is annotated as transmembrane protein 238. The transcript is spliced from 2 exons. The record is from RefSeq and is a predicted model, not a curated record. The coding region runs from base 208 to 741 and encodes 177 amino acids. Lineage: Eukaryota; Metazoa; Chordata; Mammalia; Eulipotyphla; Soricidae.